Oryzias melastigma (Indian medaka) is the source of this 2336-nucleotide messenger RNA. Its product is annotated as male-specific lethal 3 homolog. The transcript has 14 exons. The record is from RefSeq and is a predicted model, not a curated record. Gene Ontology annotation, biological process: chromatin organization; regulation of DNA-templated transcription. Bases 140 to 1789 code for a protein of 549 amino acids. NCBI's taxonomy places the organism in Eukaryota, Metazoa, Chordata, Actinopteri, Beloniformes, Adrianichthyidae. Gene Ontology annotation, cellular component: MSL complex; NuA4 histone acetyltransferase complex; nucleus.
CGCCACCCUGUUUUCUGUUAGAAGCGUGCGUAGAAGAAGAAGAAGACCACCCCGGGCGGGAAAUGUUUUGGAAACGAAAGAGUUAAGGAGUUUAUAGCUUCAGAUCGAUGUCUUCUCUCCCACACGUCGCCAUGAACAAAUGAAUUCGCGAGGAAUUAAAUAUCAGUUUCACAAAGGAGAACGAGUUCUGUGUUUCGAACCCGACCCUAGCAAGGCUAAAGUGCUAUAUGACGCAAAGGUCCUAGAUGUGUUGAUCGGUACAGACGAACAUGGAAGAAGAGUCCCAAAGUACCUGAUUCACUUCAACGGUUGGAGCAGAAGCUGGGAUCGUUGGGCCGCAGAAGAUCAUGUCCUAAGGGACACAGAAGAAAACCGAAAAUUGCAGCGGAAACUGGCUCGUAAAGCUCUGGGUCGCAUGAAGAGAAAAGGAUGGACGAAGAGGCGCCGUCGUCAGUCUGGCACUAAGUCCUCUCUGAAGACUCUCCCUAAGGAGGACGACAGCGACGAUGCAUGUCUGAUCUCAACCUCAGAGAGCAGCGAGGGCGACGACUCUGACCCCGACUCUUCGAACAGCGGGGACAGCACUUUCUCAGAGGACAUUAACAAGAUGAGGGUCGAGCCGGAGCUGAACAUUAAGAGGGAGUGCGAAGAGAAAGCGGUCCACGUGGACAUCAGCAUCCCGGACGUCCUGAAGAAGAAGCUGGAGGACGACUGCUUCUACAUCAACAAGAGGAAAAAGCUCGUCAUGGUUCCCUGCCAGACCAACGUGGUGCACAUCCUGGAGUCCUACGUCAAACACUUCACCAUCAACAAAGCCUUCAUGGCCAACGAGCGCUACCGCCGCCAGCAGAGCGCCACGCAGAGCAGCUCGCCACAGCCCACUCCCCCAGAGAAGAGUGAGGAGCUGUGUAAAGAGAUGGUCGACGGUCUGAGGAUCACCUUCGACUUCACUUUACCCAUGAUCCUCCUCUACCCCAGCGAGCAAGCCCAGUUCAAGAAGGUCAGCUCCUCCCGGCUCUUCCUCACCAUGAGGGAGGGCUCCCCGUGCUCCAGCAGCUUCCAGCGAGAGCGCAGCCCCAGUCCGCCCGUACACAACCCGCCCACGCCGCAGUCCACCGACAGCCAGCCCACGCUGAGCGACACGUCCGCCACCACGCCCACCGCCCCGGCCCCCACCCCCAAGCGGAGACGCCACCCGGACAUGGACUGCAUCUCCUUCCAGUCGCAGUCGCAGUCCCAGUCGCUCAGACGCUCCACCAGGAACAUGUCAGGAGGGGACCGGCCUGCAGAGGGCAGCAGCGGAGGAGGAGGAAGUGCUGCAGCGUCUCCGCAGCUCAAACGGCGAGCAGUCGAACCCUCAUCACAGCCCAAGUUCUUCCUGAACCUCGAUAAAAAAACCCCGGUGCACAGCGGCUCGUCGUCCCCGUUGCCCCUGACGCCCAGCAAAGAGCGAGGCGGGCCGUUCUACGGCCUGGAGAGCCGCAGAAACAACGAGCUGAACGAGGUCCUGAGCUGGAAGCUGACGCCGGAUAACUACCCUCUGAACGACCAGCCUCCCCCGCCCUCCUACCUGUACGGAUCGCAGCACCUCCUGCGGCUCUUCGUGAAGCUUCCAGAGAUACUCGGAAAAAUGCAAAUCCCGGAGAGAAACCUGCGAACGCUCAUCAAACAUCUGGAAGUCUUUCUGCGGUUUCUGGCCGAGUUCCACGAGGACUUCUUUCCCGAGUCUGCGUACGUGUCGGCGUCCGAGGCCUACUACAGCAUGAAACAGCCCAGACCGGUUUACUGAUGCCUCCCUCCUCUUCCUCGUCUCUUAAAUCCCCGGCUCCGUGCUUCUAGGAAUAAACGCCGGCUCUCCUUUCCCUUUCCUUUCCUGCUCCCGUCUGACCGACGCUCUCCUGAUGCUGUGGAGCUCUGACUUCUGCAUGCCGGGCCUGAUCUUUCUUAGAACUCCUGACUACUUCACCUGCUCUGCUGCAGUCUGCCUGUUAUGGAAUUUGACGAAUUAUCCAGAAGAUUCUGGAUUCUCUGGAGCUUCCAUCUCGUCUAAGGAGUGACUUCUCCUCCUCUUGGAUUCUAAUUAGACUAAAAACGUUUCCUUUUCUCUCUCUAAAAGUUCUUCUUCUGAAUUCCUCGUCCUGAAGCCAGACUCUAACGGCAUUGGCAGCAAUGUUCAGCAUUUUGCUGUUGAGGAAAUGAAGCCAAAUGUUGACUUUCAAACACAUAAGUUAAAUUGUUUGUGUUGUUUACAUAUUUCCAGAGGUUUACAUUAUCAAGUAUGUGUGAGUGCUGAAUGAAACUUAUCUGAUGUAAAUAAAAGCAUUAGUUUUCACUUA